AUGACGAUGAUGACGAAGCAAAAGACGAAUUCAAAGUUUACGAAAGCGGCGUCGUUGGCAGCCUCGCUCGCGCUCGUUUUGAAUGGUGGCGUGAAAUUCGCGUCCGCGAAUUACGACGAACAAUCGAUCGUGUGCGAACACAAAACUGCCUCAAUUUCGUGUCCAACCGGGGAGCUCAUCAGCGUUGUCGAUGGUUGGUAUGGUCGCACCGAAGCCGCGCACGUGACUGGGGAACCAGUCGUCUGUCCGCACUCGGCGACGUCGAACAGAAACUGUCCGUUCCAUAAAACCGGGCAGUACGACAGCCAAAAAGCGAAAAUUGGCGGCGCCUGUGAAGGCAAGAACAGUUGCAGCGUGAAGGCGUCGAACGGGUAUUUUGGCGAUCCGUGCUGGGGGACUUUCAAAUACUUGAAUAUCUCGUACAACUGCGUGGAUCCGAGCGCCAAGGAAGACGCGAAGGCUGAAGAAUCCGCGGCGGACUUACAAGCCGCACUCGCGCAGGCACAAGCCAACGUCGAGACGAAUAAAGAUGCCACCGUGUGCGAACAUAAAACGCUCGAUAUUGAAUGCGGAACUGGUACCGUUGCCAAGAUCAACAGCGCGACGUACGGUCGCUUGAAGAACGGGGUCUGCGGCAACGGGUCGAACACGACUUGCGCGGCUCGAGACGGCAAGUACUGCGGGCACGGGAAAAAUCAACAGUGCCAAGACUCUUUCAGCGUCGUUGGAGCGCAGUGCGAAGGCCUUCAAUCGUGCCAAGUCGGGGCUUCGAAUGGUGUUUUUGGCGACCCGUGCUGGGGAACCUUCAAAUACUUGACCGUGAACUACGAUUGCAUCGUACCGAACGAAGAGGAGGCGCAAAAGGAGAUCAAAGAACAACUCCUCGAUCCGUUCAAAGGCCACAUGAUUCUCUCCACGGGUUGCUCUCCGCUUUCUAAGUUGACUUUUUCGACUGGAGAGACGUUUUCCGAUCGCGUCGGCGCUAAGAUCAUCACCAAGUCCAUGGACCCUGAUUUCAAAUGGGACAAAGGUAUGGAGAUGACCGAAGUGUAUUGCGGCACCUUCGCCGUUGACUUCACGCCAGCCGAUGACGAGGAGUUUGGCUUCUAUUUGUACGACAAGUUGGAUCCAGAGAACGAGUUAUCGGCCGUAUCCGACAUUGGAUGCGAAGGCGACGCCGCGAAGUGUCCGGACGGCGAUAUCAUUUCGGCGAUGGAUUCUUGCACGCGAGAGUACGAAUGGAACGGCGCAAAGUCUCGCAACCGCUUCUACAAGGGCGACGAACUCUACACUUGGGGCUCCUGCGACUCCGUCUGCGCCGUCGAGCCUGCGAACUGCCCUUCUGAUUUGGUCAGCGAGACUACGCUCUCGUCUCGUCUCGGUAACAGAGUCCAAAUGCUUUCCGGCGAACAACAACAAAAACCUUCGUUUUUGCGCCCAGAAUCCUUGAAGUACGGCACCUUGCUCUUCGCCUGCGCCGGCUUCGGCGCGCUCGCCGUUCGCAAGUACCGAGAAUCGGCGGCAAACUCUGACUCUCUCUUGACGGAGAAAUCCAAAUCCUCGACAUCCGCGGGGAGAAAGACGACGUACAACUCCAUCGACGUCUAA
Molecule: messenger RNA, 1608 nt
Organism: Bathycoccus prasinos
Lineage: Eukaryota; Viridiplantae; Chlorophyta; Mamiellophyceae; Mamiellales; Bathycoccaceae
Exons: 2
Coding region: 1-1608 (535 amino acids)
Molecular function (GO): carbohydrate binding
Source: RefSeq, a predicted model, not a curated record